AGUGCAGCGCCUUCAAUUCAUAAAUUCCAAACUUUUGCUGACUUCUUUCGUGUGUGUGCGUUUUCCCCCAAAAAGAAGCAAAACCCUCUCCUCCGCCGUGUGCGGCGGCGACUUCUCAUCGGAAAAACAUGAAGAUUAACGUGAAGACUCUGAAAGGGACUCACUUUGAGAUCCAAGUGAACCCUAAGGAUACGGUUCUUGAUGUCAAGAAAAAUAUAGAGGUAGUGCAAGGUGUUGAUGUUUAUCCUGCUGUACAACAAAUGCUUAUUCACCAAGGAAAAGUGCUCAAGGAUGAAAGUACCUUGGAAGAAAAUCAAGUUGCUGAGAAUAGUUUUGUUGUGAUUAUGCUUUCCAAGAGUAAGGUAGCAGCUGCUUCAUCUGCGCCCUCAAACCCAGCACCCCAAGCUGCAAGUUCUUUGCCUCCCCCUUCAUCAACACCUCAGCCUCCUGCUUCAACUGCCACACAGGGAGAUUCCAAUCCUGUGCAAGCGCCUGCUAUAACUCCUCCCACUACUGUGGUGUCUAACACAUAUGGCCAAGCAGAAUCUAAUCUCCUCGCUGGAAGUAAUUUAGAAUCAUCUAUUCAGCAGAUUCUAGAAAUGGGGGGAGGAAGUUGGGAUCGGGAUACUGUGAUCCGCGCUCUUCGUGCUGCAUAUAACAAUCCGGAAAGAGCUGUUGAAUAUCUCUAUUCUGGCAUCCCCGAACAAGCUGAUGCUCCAGCAGUUGCUGCAUCCACCAAUGUUGAGGCAGAAAACCCUUUAGUCCAAGCACCACAACCAGCUGUGCCUUCUGGUGGGCCCAACACCAACCCACUGAACUUGUUUCCCCAGGGCAUUCCCAAUUUGGGUGCAAAUGAAAAUGCAGGCAACCUGGAAUUCCUGCGAAACAAUGAACAGUUCCAAGCCUUGAGAACAAUGGUGCAAGCAAACCCUCAAAUCUUGCAGCCCAUGCUUCAAGAACUGGGAAAACAAAAUCCACAUCUAAUGGAGCUCAUCCAAGAGCAUCAAGCUGACUUUUUACGCCUUAUAAAUGAGCCUGGAGGAGAAGAGAACCUAGAGGGUCAGUUGGGUGCCGUGGCACCUCAGACCAUCACUAUCACCCCAGAAGAGCACGAGGCCAUUCAACGGCUUGAAGAAAUGGGAUUCGAUCGAGACCUCGUGUUGGAGGUGUUCUUUGCUUGCAAUAAAAAUGAGGAUCUGGCAGCCAACUAUUUAUUGGAUCACCAAAACGAGUUUGAUGAUUAGUCUAAAUUCCAGUUCAUCUCUUGACCUGUGGUAUUUCUUGUAUCUAGCAUUUUUCUAUGCUAGUUCUUGUGCCGAUUAUUUGUGUUCUGAACUCUUUGGAGAAUUGAUAUUUUAUUACCUUUUACUGUCUUUGGGAACUACAAUAUCUGUAAAUUGUUUAAACACCAUUGACUAGAAGUUAGAAUCGUGUUGGAGAUAGACAAUAGAUUUAUUCUUCUCCAAUUGUGUA
Molecule: messenger RNA, 1473 nt
Organism: Lathyrus oleraceus (garden pea)
Lineage: Eukaryota; Viridiplantae; Streptophyta; Magnoliopsida; Fabales; Fabaceae
Product: ubiquitin receptor RAD23c
Exons: 12
Coding region: 129-1244 (371 amino acids)
Biological process (GO): nucleotide-excision repair; proteasome-mediated ubiquitin-dependent protein catabolic process
Cellular component (GO): nucleoplasm; cytosol
Molecular function (GO): polyubiquitin modification-dependent protein binding; proteasome binding; ubiquitin binding
Source: RefSeq, a predicted model, not a curated record